Ceutorhynchus assimilis (cabbage seed weevil) is the source of this 2447-nucleotide messenger RNA. Lineage: Eukaryota; Metazoa; Arthropoda; Insecta; Coleoptera; Curculionidae. The record is from the annotation of a GenBank genome assembly.
UUUGGAUUGGAGUUUUGCCCGGACACCGAACCGACAGGGGGCGAGCUUGACGAUUACGUAAAAAUUUACCGGAUCGGGAAAGUUCGGAGUUUGCGGUUCUAGAUGUUGUCGAAAACUUUUCAAUCAAAUUUCAACUAAUCGAGGUAAUUUGGUGUGGAAUUAUGUGUGAUCACAAAAAAAUGGUUGUUUUGUGGAUUGUGACUGUUGGACUAUUGUCAGUGAGAGUGAGUGGUAGGGGAGAACUUUAUGAAAGAAUAGGAUACUUCUGGCAUAUAACGGACAUCCACUACGAUGGGCACUUCAAUUCGUAUCAAGACGUAAGGAAAGGUUGUUGGAGGCCCAGCUACGAUGGAAGUUCAAACAUGAGAGGUCAACGCGGACCACUCAGCCAAUAUGGCGAUUACAGUUGCGAUUCAACGUGGGAACUAAUAGAAUCUGCUGCCAAAAUGAUGAUGACCAGACAAAAUGAAAACGUUGAGUUCGUACUUUGGACCGGAGAUGCUUUAUCCCACCACGCGUCGCGUCAUUUAAAAGAAGAUCGCCAAUUAGAAAUGAUACAAAACGUGACUGAUUUGUUAAGAAAAACGUUUUCGUCGCAAUUUGUAUUUCCCGCUUUGGGCCAUGACGAUCCUUCGGCAAGGAAGCAGUUAGGAAAGAUGUGGAGUCAAUGGCUGCCGACCGACGCUAUGAAAUUUUUUGAACAGGGUGGUUAUUACUACAUAGAAAGAAAAACGCAAAAGCUCCAAAUUGUUGUUUUAAAUACGAACCUAAUGAAGCGGCAAGAUGAAGACGACGAGGAGGCGAGCAAUCAGUGGGAUUGGCUGGAAAAAGUGCUGGAAAAAUUCAAGCGAAACAACGAAGUGGUUUACCUUGUGGGUCACAUUCCUCCAGGCUCAGACGAAAGACACAAAGGCCUGACAGCUCCCAGUCACAUAAUGUAUAAAGACUAUCACAACAAGAGAUACAUCAAACUAAUAAGAAAAUAUCACGCAAUAAUCGUAGGACAAUUUUAUGGUCAUCUUCAUUCGGAUACAUUUAGAGUGCUGUAUUCGGAAAAUAAUGGUCGACCAAUAUCGUGGGCCAUGCUCGCGCCAUCAGUGACACCGAAAAGAACUCAUGAUGGGCCCAACAAUCCUGGACUGCGGAUAUACAAAUUUGAUAAAUAUUCUGGACAGGUUUUCGACUACACCCAGUAUUAUCUGGACCUGUCGACUGCAAAUAGCAACGGUAAAGCAGAUUGGGUGGUCGAGUAUAACUUUAGCACUUACUAUGGAAUUAACGACAUAACUCCGUUGAAUUUGCAUACCCUGGCAGACAAGUUUACGCAAGAGACCGCCGCCGACAAUGGCGUUUUUAAUAAAUACUACAGAGCCAAUUCGGUCCGUAUCCACACUAAAGCGACUACAAACUGUGACGACACUUGUGCGCACACGCAUUACUGUGCCAUCACUAGAGUGGACUACGACGAACAUGAGCAGUGUUUGAAAAUUGCCGUUGGUGCGCUGUCAUCGUCUUCGUCUUUAGUGUUUUUGGGCGUCAAGUUGAAACUAACCUCUGUAUGCUUCAUUGGACUCGUUAUUUGUAAAAUGUUUUGGUAAUUUUCAGUGUAAUGGGCUAAAAAAAUUGUGUACAUGUGCUAUUAAAUGUUAAAUUUAUUUUCAUGUAAAUAGAAUUGUAUAAAUUAGGAAAUAAUCUGUAUGACGUUUAAAGAAACAAUAUUGUAAAUAUUUUUUGAGCGGAUUGAUGUUUUGCAAAUUUUGUAAAAAAACUUGUCUUUUAUGUAAAGCCUAUUUGGUUUCUUUGAAGUCUUGGGAUUAUUUCCGAAAAUGGUGUAAAUUUUGAUAUGGCUGUGGUUUUUUACAUGUACCUACCUUGUAUAUAACGAAAUACUUACUACCAAAAUUAUAUUAAAUGUAAUAAGUGUAGGCUUUAAUUGUAUGUAAAAAAAAAUAUAUAGAAAAUUUAUAAAUAAUAUGCUAUGUAAAAAAAAAUGACAAGGAUUUGUUUUUUUGUUUGUUGUUGUGACAAGUUUUUAUAAAUUUUUUGUUUGCAAAACUAUUAAUAUAUUUAGAGAUAUUAGAUUAUUUUUCAAAUCGAAAACUUAAAAGAAUUUUUACUAAUCUGUGAUAAUUUUCUUAUUAUAAAAUGUAAACUGGUCCAACAAUGUUUUGUUUAAGGUCUGGUCUAUUCAUUCUCAGAUAAACUUGCUGGUAGAUUGCACACCUGAGAGUUUAUCAGAAAGUGAAUAAACCGGCCCUAAAAAAAAAAACACAUACACACACAUUAAUUCCCUUUUAUAAUUUAGGCUUCUAAAUUGCAAUAUUUUGUUUUUUGUCCGCCCAAUAGAACGCGUGUAAAAAAUACCAUAAACUACGAUUAUUAUUGUUAAAAAGCAGAAUUUCCGCAUUAUAUAAAUAUUAAUAUAAUAAAUUAAUAAUUGUCAUUUU